Setaria italica (foxtail millet) is the source of this 2955-nucleotide messenger RNA. RefSeq names its product subtilisin-like protease SBT1.7. The record is from RefSeq and is a predicted model, not a curated record. Gene Ontology annotation, molecular function: serine-type endopeptidase activity. Lineage: Eukaryota; Viridiplantae; Streptophyta; Magnoliopsida; Poales; Poaceae. Gene Ontology annotation, biological process: proteolysis. The transcript has a single exon. The coding region runs from base 78 to 2405 and encodes 775 amino acids.
CCCACACGCUCUUGUAGCGGCGAAGCUAGCUCCACCGUAACAUAAGCCACCAAUCCCUCUGCCUACCUGCACACAAGAUGGGUAACCCCGUCAUGCUGCGGGCGUUGGUCCUGGCGGCGCUCGCGGUGGCCGCCGCCGCCGCCGCCGCCGCGACCGAGAAGCGGAAGACGUACAUCGUCCACAUGGCCAAGUCGGCGAUGCCGGCGGAGUACGCCGAUGACCACCGCGAGUGGUACGGCGCCUCGCUGCGCUCCGUGUCCGCGGCCAGCAACAUGCUCUACGCCUACGACACCGUCCUGCACGGCUUCUCGGCGCGCCUCACGGCCCAGGAGGCCGCCGACCUGGCGUGCCUGGGCGGCGUCCUCGCCGUCAACCCGGAGGCGCGGUACGAGCUCCACACCACGCGGACGCCCGAGUUCCUGGGCAUCGCCGACGGUGGCGCCGACCAGGGCGGCCUCUUCCCGCAGUCCGGCACGGCGGCCGACGUCGUCGUCGGGGUGCUCGACACGGGCGUGUGGCCCGAGAGCCGGAGCUACGACGACGCGGGGCUCGGCGAGGUCCCCUCGUUCUGGAAGGGACGGUGCGUCGAGGGCGCCGGGUUCAACGCCUCCGCCUGCAACCGGAAGCUCGUCGGCGCGCGGUUCUUCAACCGCGGCUACGAGGCCGCCAUGGGGCCCAUGGACACCGACCGGGAGUCCCGCUCCCCGCGCGACGACGACGGCCACGGCACGCACACGUCCUCCACGGCCGCAGGCGCCGCCGUGCCCGGCGCCAGCCUCUUCGGGUUCGCGUCUGGGACGGCGCGCGGCAUGGCGCCCAGGGCGCGCGUCGCGGUUUACAAGGUGUGCUGGCUCGGGGGAUGCUUCAGCUCCGACAUCCUCGCCGGCAUGGACGCCGCCGUCGCCGACGGCUGCGGCGUGCUCUCGCUCUCGCUCGGCGGCGGCGCCGCCGACUACUCGCGCGACAGCGUCGCCAUCGGCGCGUUCUCCGCCAUGGAGCAGAACGUCCUCGUAUCCUGCUCGGCGGGGAACGCCGGGCCCGGCAGCUCCACGCUCUCCAACGUGGCGCCCUGGAUCACCACCGUCGGCGCCGGCACCCUCGACCGCGACUUCCCGGCGUACGUCGCGCUCGGCAACGGAAAGAACUACACGGGCGUCUCCCUCUACUCCGGCAAGGCCCUCCCGAGCACCCCGCUCCCCAUCAUCUACGCGGCCAACGCCUCCAACUCCACCGCCGGGAACCUCUGCAUGCCGGGGACCCUCACGCCGGAGAAGGUGGCCGGGAAGAUCGUCGUCUGCGACCGGGGCGUGAGCGCGCGCGUCCAGAAGGGCUUCGUCGUCCGCGACGCCGGCGGCGCCGGCAUGGUGCUCUCCAACACGGCCGCCAACGGCCAGGAGCUCGUCGCCGACGCGCACCUCCUCCCCGCCACGGGCGUCGGCGAGAGGGAAGGCGUGGCGAUCAAGUCCUACGUGGCAUCCGACCCGAGUCCCACGGCGACGAUCGUGGUCGCCGGGACGCAGGUGGGCGUGCACCCCUCGCCGGUGGUGGCGGCGUUCUCCUCCCGCGGGCCCAACAUGGUGACGCCGGAGAUCCUCAAGCCGGACAUCAUCGCCCCCGGCGUCAACAUCCUGGCGGCGUGGACGGGCAAGGCCGGGCCGACGGGACUCGCCGCCGACACCCGCCGCGUGGGCUUCAACAUCAUCUCCGGCACGUCCAUGUCGUGCCCGCACGUCAGCGGCCUGGCGGCGCUGCUCCGGAGCGCGCACCCGGACUGGAGCCCCGCCGCCGUGCGCUCCGCGCUCAUGACCACCGCCUACGCCACCUACUCCGGCGGGUCGUCGCCGCUGCUGGACGCGGCGACGGGCGCCACCGCCACGCCGUUCGACUACGGCGCCGGCCACGUGGACCCGUCGCGGGCGGUGGACCCGGGGCUCGUGUACGACCUGGGCACCCGCGACUACGUGGACUUCCUGUGCGCGCUCAAGUACAGCCCCGCCAUGAUCGCCACCGUGGCGCGGAGCCGUGACUUCUCCUGCGCCGAGAACAGGACCUACUCCGUGGGCGGCCUCAACUACCCGUCCUUCUCCGUGGCCUUCUCCACGGCGAACGGCGAGGGCGGGGAGUCCUCGGCGGCGGCCACCGUGACGCACACGCGCACGCUCACCAACGUCGGCGGCGCCGGCACGUACAAGGUGUCGACGUCGGUGGCCGGCGCCGCCGCCCAAGGCGUCACCGUGGCCGUGGAGCCGACGGAGCUGGCGUUCACGUCGGCGGGUGAGAAGAAGAGCUACACGGUGAGGUUCACGUCGAGGUCGCAGCCGUCGGGCACCUCCGGCUUCGGGCGGCUCGUGUGGUCGGAUGGCAAGCACAGCGUGGCAAGCCCGAUAGCGUUUACGUGGACCUGAUGGGGGCACGGCGGGUUUUUGGCACCUGACGAAACGGUGUGCGUACGUGUAUGGCCCAGUGAUGGCCCUGCCUCGGUCGGACGAAGGGCUGGAAGUGUAAAAUUGGAAGGUUUGGAGGGGGUGAAAGACAGGAAAAAAGGGGGUGAAAUUGGAGGGUUUCCUUGUUAUUGUGCUACAAAUAAGGCCAUUAAUCUUGGCAAGAUUCUAGAUAGAUUGUGAUUUUGGAGUGUGAAAUAUUGGUGGCGAUCGGUGGACGAGGAUGGGGGAUGGUGCUCGAUUGGAAUGGAAUUAUUUGGAGGGCAUGGUCGGACCUGGACCUGAUCGCGACGCUGCAAGUGCAAGGGCAGCUUCACAAGGACUGACUUGGACCUCUCCCUCUCUCUCGUGGCGUGCAUCCCCUGGAUCGUGGAAAUGGUUGUGUUCCAUGAUGUUGAUUGUUACUAACAUCAUUAUCGACAAAGAAUGUGAUAACCCAGCACUGCCACUAUGAAGGUGGAAUGUGUACCCUUUUUUUUAUUUUAUGAAACUGGAAUGCAUACCCUUACCGUCA